Cucurbitaria berberidis CBS 394.84 is the source of this 1547-nucleotide messenger RNA. Its product is annotated as ER to Golgi transport protein-like protein Yif1. NCBI's taxonomy places the organism in Eukaryota, Fungi, Ascomycota, Dothideomycetes, Pleosporales, Cucurbitariaceae. Gene Ontology annotation, biological process: endoplasmic reticulum to Golgi vesicle-mediated transport. Gene Ontology annotation, cellular component: Golgi membrane; COPII-coated ER to Golgi transport vesicle; endoplasmic reticulum membrane. The transcript has 3 exons. The record is from RefSeq and is a predicted model, not a curated record. The coding region runs from base 152 to 1165 and encodes 337 amino acids.
GCUGCACCGCAACUGUGUGGUAGGCAACAGAAAUUCAACAACUGGAACUGCAACCUGUUCCAUUCGACGAGCUUGAACACCCUCUUCUCGUCUCACGCAUCGCUCUCAACACCACUGUCGCUACACGAUUGACUUUCUCACACGCGCCGAAAUGCAGCGCCCAAGCUACAACAACCCGCCCGCGCACUCACCACCACUUCACCAUCCUAUCCCACAGCAUGUAUCCACAGUCCCACAGCUACGGUCACCGCCUCCUCCGCUACCGCCCUCACAACCACAAAGCGCAUAUGGAUACGGGCAACAGGGCGGCGGCAUGCCUCAGCAGCAGCAGGGUGGCUACAACAUGCAACCCUCUUUUGGUGGCUUCAUCAAUGAUCCCACCACCCAGCUAGGCUUCCAGAUGGGCAAGAGUGCCAUGGAUGCCGGACAGCAGUACAUGGAGCAGAAUCUCGGUCGCUACGUCUCCGUCUCGGCACUGAAGCACUACUUCAACGUCACAAACUCCUACGUACUUACCAAACUACGCAUCAUUCUCUUCCCAUGGUGGCAUAGGCCGUGGUCACGACAACAGCGCCAUAGCCCCGACCCCUCAACCGCCGCCUCGUCGCUCUACCUCCCACCACGUGAAGAUGUGAACUCGCCAGACAUGUACAUCCCCACCAUGGCCCUUGUAACAUACAUCUUGCUUGCGACACUAUUAGCGGGAUUAAGAGGUGCAUUUCACCCCGAAUUACUCGGAUACACGGCGACAUUGGCGAUUUCUGUCAUGUUGCUCGAGAUCCUCAUCAUCAGGACCGGCACCUUUCUGCUGGCCAUCAGCAACUCCUCCCAGCUUCUCGACCUCGUAGCUUACAGCGGCUACAAGUUUGUUCACGUCAUUGUGGCCCUCGAACUUACCUACCUUGCUUCUUUGCUUGGCUUCGACGGCGCAUGGGUUAGCUGGGUCAUCUUCCUCUACUGCUUCGGGGCCAACGCCUUCUUCUUGCUCAGGAGCCUGAGAUAUGUCUUGCUUCCGGAUCAGAGUGGGCAGGGCAUGGGUGUUGGAGGCAACGCAGCCGCGGGGUACACGGUUGCGCGUAGCCAGAAGAACCGAAGAACGCAGUUCUUAUUUGUUUACAGCUAUGUGGUUCAAUUUGGGUUCAUGUUGUGGUUGAGCAGGGUUUGAGGGUUAACGAACUUGGAACGAUAACCAUGAAUUUCACGGGUGAGAAGAGGAAGAAGGAGCCCGUCCAAGGCGGUUGAUGAUGUUACAUGUCUCCUUAGAGGCAGAACGAAGAAUUUGUGCAGAGGGCACUUCGCGCAGCCCGAGACACAUGAAGCAAGAGACAUUGUUUGGAGAGGUGUGGAAUUAGCGAACAUACAGUAUAUCAGCAUCCGCUAUUUCGGACGCGAAGUGCUCCAUGACAAACCUAUCACCGUGUUGCCAAUGUUGAGGCUUUUUCGCAUCGCAGGUUAUGUAUCAGCAGAGUGUAGAGGCUCAAACUCUACAUAACGAGCGUGUACUAUACAAACAACAAUAUCAGUAUCAUUACAGUAUGGCAUCUCAA